Messenger RNA from Bombus terrestris (buff-tailed bumblebee), 1215 nucleotides. RefSeq lists its product as uncharacterized. Lineage: Eukaryota; Metazoa; Arthropoda; Insecta; Hymenoptera; Apidae. Bases 1 to 1215 code for a protein of 404 amino acids. The transcript has a single exon. The record is from RefSeq and is a predicted model, not a curated record.
AUGGUCUUACAGCGAGACUUCUACGUCGACGAUGUUCUCACAGGAGUUGAUACAAAGGACGAGGCACGAUCACUGAGAACGGAGCCCACAGAAUUGCUUAAACUAGCCGGCUUAAACAUUCGAAAAUGGGCAUCGAACGACCGGGAGCUGCUACGAGGACUUCCCGAGCAGGACAUAAACGAUAAGCUGCUACUAGGCGAAUCGCAAACCUUCAAAAUUCUGGGUGUUGUUUGGAAUUCCUUUGACGAUUCGAUCCUAUAUUCCGUCAAAAUCAGUCCUACCGCCUCUCGAAUUACGAAGAGAACAAUCAGCUCCGAAGUCGCCAAGAUCUACGACCCUCCUGGAUUACUGGCACCAGUGAUAGUUCGAGCUAAGAUGUUGCUCCAACGACUUUGGACAUUAAAAAUUGAUUGGGACGAAUCUCUUCCGGCUGAUAUAUACACAGAAUGGAGCAAAUAUUAUGCACAGCUACCUUUGCUAAAUAACGUGAAGUUUCCACGUAAAAUUAUAAUCAAGACUGCAGCGGAAAUUGAAUUACACGGAUUCUGUGACGCCAGCGAAAGGGCGUAUGGGGCAUGUGUUUACCUUCGCACCAUCACUCCGGAUGGUCAUGUCUGGACACGAUUCCUCACUGCAAAGCCAAAGGUGGCUCCACUCAAAUCACAAACCAUUCCAAGGCUAGAACUGAGUGGAGCACUUCUUCUCACAUCAUUGGCCACUACAGUCCUUGAAGCCUUACCAAGCAACAUUUCUCGGACCGUUUACUGGACUGAUUCUACAAUCGUUCUACAUUGGAUUAAUACAUCACCCCAUACGCUGAAAACCUUUGUCGCUAAUCGUGUGACAGAAAUUCAACAGAAGACUCACACCUCAAAUUGUCGCCAUAUUCCCACUACCGAUAACCCUGCAGACCUCAUAUCUCGAGGCCAAUCACCCGAAGACUUCCUGCGACCAACCAUUUGGCAACAUGGACCGGAAUGGCUCCAACAACCCGAAAAAUACUGGCCGACGUGGAACCCAGUACCAUUAACUGAAAUACCAGAGCAGAAGAAAGCAACAUGUCUGUCCGUGACUCCGGCUGACCACAGUCUACUGGAGAGAUUUUCUUCUUGGCCCAAGCUGAUAAGAAUUACCGCUCGUUGCCUCCGAUGGAGACAAAAACAGGAUCGAGGGAGACCUCUAACCACACAUGAUUUAACCAAUGCGCAUAACUAA